CGCACGCCAAUUGUCAAGUCUUGACAGCUGUAGGAGACACAACGGUGAUUUUUUCAAAGCUAUCGGCAUGCCGAAGGAGGGGCUGCGGGUCUGGCCAUUGAGUACGAGAAGAGCUUCACCACAAUCAAAAUCAUCCAUUACCUAUCCCACUGUUCCGUGCUCUUGACCGAAUUGGAAUAUCAAGUCCCGCGUGCUUCCUAUAUCAUUGACUGCUCUCCCGGUCGAGAUUGACUUCUUCACACUGCGACUUUGCUGAUAUAUACGAGAGCGGAGAUUCUAGAGAAGUUCUUCCAGCAAACAUUCUUCGCACAAGCAUAACAACCAUGGCUCUCGACAGACUCAAGUCCGUUGCCCAGCACGUCACUGGUAGCGGUCCUCCUCCUCACCCGUUCGACCCCCUCUCCAACGCAGAGAUCGAGACCGUUGCUCAGAUUGUUCGCAAGGAACAUGGCAAGGUCAACUACAAUGCGAUCACUCUUUCAGAGCCGCGGAAGAAGGAGAUGAUGAAAUGGCUCGAGGACCCAGCGCACACCCCCAGACCGGCAAGAAUCGCAGACGUAGUUGUGAUUGCGCCGGGUGGAAAGGUCUGCGAAGGAUUGGUGGAUAUACUGCAGGGAAAGAUCACAAAAUGGACGGUGCUGGAGGGUGUCCAGCCUUUGAUCACGAUGGAAGACCUACAAGCUGUAGAGCAUAUCUGCCGGAAAGAUCCAAAAGUUAUUGAACAAUGCGAGAUUAGCGGGAUUCCAAAGGAGGACAUGCACAAGGUGUACUGUGAUCCUUGGACAAUUGGAUAUGACCACAGAUUUGGAAGCAACCGCAGACUGCAGCAAGCCCUGAUGUAUUAUCGGCCGCACGUAGAUGACAGCCAGUACUCGUUCCCCCUCGAUUUCUGCCCUAUCUUCGACGCCGAGAAGCAAGAAAUCAUCCACAUCGAUAUCCCUGAAAUCCGCAGACCCGUUAGCAAAGCAAAGCCAAACAACUAUCACGCAGCGAGUGUCGAGGCAGAAGGCGGAUACAGGACGGAUAUCAAGCCCAUCAACAUUACUCAGCCCGAUGGAGUCUCGUUCAAAAUCGACGGAAGAAUCAUUGAUUGGCAAAACUGGAACUUCCACGUUGGAUUCAACUACAAGGAAGGGAUUGUGCUCAACAACAUCACAUACAACGACAAGGGCAAUGUCCGGCCUGUUUUCUACAGAUUGUCUCUGGCGGAGAUGGUGGUUCCUUACGGCAAUCCCGAGCACCCUCAUCAGAGAAAACAUGCUUUCGAUCUUGGCGAGUAUGGUGGAGGAUAUAUGACCAACAGCUUGUCUUUGGGUUGUGAUUGCAAGGGUGCUAUCCAUUACAUGGAUGCUGCAUUUGUCAACAGAGCAGGCGAGAGCACAACCAUCAAGAACGCUGUAUGCAUUCACGAGGAAGAUGCUGGCAUCCUUUUCAAGCAUACCGACUUCCGUGACGAAUCUGUCAUCGUUACCAGAGGCCGAAAACUCAUCAUCUCCCAAAUCUUCACAGCGGCGAACUACGAGUACUGCGUGUACUGGAUAUUCCACCAAGAUGGAACCAUCCAGUUGGAAAUCAAGCUCACUGGAAUCCUGAACACCUACGCCCUGAACCCAGGUGAAGAUACCAAGGGCUGGGGAACGGAAGUCUACCCCGGGGUCAACGCCCAUAACCACCAACAUCUCUUCUGCCUGCGAAUCGACCCCAAUAUCGACGGACCCAACAACACCGUCUUCCAGGUCGAUGCCACGCAAGGGCCAGGCGAGGUCGGCAGCAAGGAAAACCCAUACGGAAACGCUUUCUUCGCCAAGAAGACAAAGUACAGCACCGUCAAAGAGGCAAUCAGCGAUUAUGACGGCGUCACCUCCAGAACUUGGGAUAUUGCAAACACCAACAAGUUAAACCCAUACAGUCACAAGCCCGUCAGCUACAAGCUCGUGAGCAGAGAAGUACCAAGACUUCUCCCCAAGGAGGGAUCACUGGUCUGGAAGCGCGCAGGUUUCGCCCGCCACGCUAUCCACGUUACUCAAUACUCCGACGACCAGACCUGUCCCGCCGGCCGACACGUGCCCCAAACCUCGGGCGAGCCAUCCCGCGGCAUCCCCGAAUGGAUCGCCAACGGCGACGCGUCCAUCGACAACACCGACAUCGUAGUCUGGCACACCUUCGGCAUCACGCACUUCCCCUCGCCCGAAGACUUCCCCAUCAUGCCCGCCGAACCCAUGACCCUGCUCCUGCGCCCGCGCAACUUCUUCACCAAGAACCCCGCGCUCGACGUCCCGCCCAGCUACUGCAGUACGCCGAGCCAGGUCGCCGCUAAGAGCGGCGCGCUGGAUGCCGCGGAUAAGAUGUCCAAGUUGGUCGUUGCGGGUGGAGAGGCGGCGACAACGUCGUCGUCGUCGUCGUCGUGCUGUAAGAAAUAGGAGAGAGAACACGCAUAUUAACAAAUAAAAAAUAAACCGGCAUUUAGCGGGUGUUGGCUUGUUUGAUUGGUGUCUUUUUUAUGGUCUUUUUUUCUUUUUUACCAAUGGUAUAGUAGCUAGGGGGGUAGGCAUUGGAUGAUCUGUAAUGAAGCAAUAUUAUUUAUCCACGUUCGUCU
Messenger RNA from Amorphotheca resinae ATCC 22711, 2596 nucleotides. RefSeq lists its product as hypothetical. Gene Ontology annotation, molecular function: quinone binding; primary methylamine oxidase activity; copper ion binding. Bases 324 to 2420 code for a protein of 698 amino acids. The record is from RefSeq and is a predicted model, not a curated record. The transcript has 4 exons. Lineage: Eukaryota; Fungi; Ascomycota; Leotiomycetes; Helotiales; Amorphothecaceae. Gene Ontology annotation, biological process: amine metabolic process.